AACUCUCGCGAUAGUUGGAAACACAUGGCCGCCCUCAGUGUUUACAACUUCUCGUAAUGAGCUGGUGAAUAGAAUUAAAAAGUCCCGAAGUAGAAGGACGUCGAAUAGUUGUGUAUGCUAUUCGUACUGUCCGGCUUUAGGUGAAACUUUGACACCGUCGAGGAGGAAAGUGUUUCUAGGGAAACUGCGAGCAGAACCAAAGGCCAGGCAAUCCACAACACAGGCUAGUGGGUGCUGUGAUGUCCUCGACCCCCAGCAGACUCAAACACCCACACUGCAGGAAGAAGCACUAUCCCAGUAGCACUUACCUCACCCACGUCUGACAGCCAGUCAUCGGACACAAGGCACUUGGACGCCAGGUUGAGGACUUGACAGAAGGGAUUAAUAAACAAAGAGAGAUGUCUGACUCAGCUGGAGGUGGUGAAGGCGGAGGUGUGGCAGGAGCGGGACAGGACGCAGAAGCCGAUAAUGAGCCCCCUCAACAGGCGCCACCUUUACCUGAAGGUGACAGUUUAGAGGUGGCGGAGACCUCAGAGGAAGGGACACCUCCAUCUGCCAAGCGGUCCAGAAUAAGCAAUGAGGAACAAGGGCUGGAUCAGCCUGCAAAGCCCGUCAAAGUGCAUGAAGAAACACCAGCACAGGCUGGCGCGCUGCAGGGAGACGCAGCCCCACCAGCACAAAGAACAGAACCGCUACAAGGUGAGGAAGAGGGUCGAGAAGGGGCAGAGGUGUCUGCCAGUGGGGAAGGUGAAGAAGAAUGCCACCAGAAUGGAGAUGGAGGGCAUGGUACCCCCUUACAAGAAGGAGAGAUGAAACCAGAGGAAGAGCUCAACGGUAACAGAUCUGCAGAAAGCCCCAGUGGAGGACAGCACCUUGGCCUAGAUUUUACCCAGAACCCCCAGAUGUUGACUGGUUCCUGGACCGAGUACUCCAACUUUCCAGAGAAUUACCUCAAAGGCUGCAAAUGGGCUCCUGAUGGUUCCUGUAUCUUGACCAACAGUGCAGACAAUGUGCUCCGUGUGUACAACCUCCCUCCAGAGAUUUACAGCUACAACUGGGACUUGCUUCCUGAGAUGAGUCCAGUGCUGAGGAUGGCAGAGGGAGACACCAUCUACGACUACUGCUGGUACCCCAAGAUGAACUCUCUGGACCCAGACACAUGCUUUCUAGCCAGCAGUAGCCGUGACAACCCCAUCCACGUGUGGGAUGCAUUUUACGGGGAGGUGCGAGCCAGUUUCCGACCCUACAAUCACCUGGAUGAGCUGACGGCAGCCCACUCCCUCUGCUUCUCGCCCGAUGGAACGCAGCUCUACUGCGGCUUUGAUAAAACUGUCAGGGUCUUCUAUACUGAGCGUCCUGGAAGAGACUGUGAGGAGCGGCCCACCAUAGUGAAGAAGCAGGGCCAAAGUGGCAUCAUCUCCUGCUUUGGCUUCAGCCCCUGCCAGUCUGUUUACGCCUGUGGCUCUUACUCCCGCUGCGCUGGCCUCUACUCCUGCCAAGACGGCACCCUGCUGGCUCUGCUGCCGACCCGUCACCACGGAGGCCUCACCCAUCUGCUCUUCUCCCCUGACGGAAACUACCUGUACACCGGCGGCCGCAAGGAUCCAGAAAUCCUGUGCUGGGACCUAAGAGAGCCAGACAAGGUUCUGUUUUCACUUAAGAGGAAUGUGGCCACUAACCAGCGCAUCUACUUUGACUUGGACAUGUCAGGCAAGUACCUGCUGAGUGGCGACACGGAGGGAGUGGUGUCAGUAUGGGACACCCAGACAGCUCCUCCUGAUGGUAACGAGGAGCUACUGCAACCUCAGCUCAGGUUUCAGGCCCAUUGGGACUGCACCAACGGCAUCAGCAUUCAUCCCUUCAUGCCAUUGUUGGCAACCUCCAGCGGGCAGCGUCAGUUCCCGUGGCCGAGCGACAGUGAGGGUGACUCAGCCUCUGACGGCGAGGGAGGUGACGCUGUGAUGUCACCGCAGGAGAUCCGACAAGACAACACCCUGAGCCUGUGGUGGGCCGGACCGCUCGGCCCUGCCGCAGAGGGGAGUCGAGAACAGGGUACAGCGGUGGUGGAGGCCUGAGUUAGUUCAGCCAGCUGACAACAAAUUGAGUUAGACCUGCCAUGUGAUAUUUAUUUUGGGAAUGUUUGGUGUGGAUAAAGCUAAUUAUUGGUCAGUCAGAUUCUCUUUGCCAUCAACAACAUGAAGUCCUGAGGAGGGAAAGCAUUUCUGGAUCACUUUUAAAUAUCCAGUUACCAUAGGCAUUAACAGUCGAAAUACAUUUCUAAACAUAUCACCUGCUAGUUUACAGCAUUUACACGCCACAGUAUUCUCACUUUCAGAGUUAACAUUAAAGGAUUAUAAAACAUUGUAUCAGGUCAGUACAGAACAGAUGUUCAGGGCUCUGUGUUUGAAGACUUCAUUGCUGUAAUGCAAAUUUGGUAAAUAGGAAUUGGAACUGUAUGCCAAGACUCUGAUCAAUGCUGAAACCAAGGGGGUUUUCUUUAAAACCUUACUCAGGUUGAGACAACAUGUGGGUUGCAUAAGGGGUGGAUUGGAGCCUAAUAUUUCUCCAUUUUGUUAUUCAAUCAGUGAGAGAACAUGUUUUUUUUUUUAAAUCCAGUCAAGGUGAAAUUCAAUGAAUCUUUUAUGAAACCUGUAUUUUCUGUUUUGUUUUUUUAUUAUUAUUGGGGAAUCUGCUUCCUGAAUUGGUUAUAUUUGGUUGAAUUGAAAUCCUUGACUGUGGCAUGAAGCGGCCCAGUGUUUGUCUACUGAUCACACCUCCUAUUUGAGUUGUAUCUGUGGGAGUGUUUGUUUACGUGUGUGUGGCUGUAACGCUGCCCCGGAGAUUUCCUAACUGCUAUAGUUACAGUAAGUGCCAUUUGUUCUUUGAGCUUUGCUUUUGUAAACUGAUGGGAUCUCCUGUUUUUACCUUCUUUUUUAAACUAUUGGACGCAGCAAGUGUUGUGUCGCCCAGUGCAUGCCCACAAAUGUAUAUUUUUGUAAAGCCAUGAUGAUCAUUCUGAUUUUCCGAAUGUAUACUCUGUAAGCAGCUCGCUUGAUUACUGUAACCUCAUAACAAUCUGUGAAAGUCUUUCAGUAGUGGGUGCACCUGGAAAACAAGCGACGUCUCUUAUUUUUUCUACAGAUUGCACUCUGAUUACAUUGUACCUGUGUGAGUGGUGAUAUGGCAGCACAAAACACAUUGUAUUUGUAUAAUUGCAUUAAUAAUGUACUGCAGUGAUUUGCUCAAUGCUUAUGUUGCCAUCAGUGGGUUGUGCUUUGCUGUAGGGAUUCUGAAACCUAAGCCUUGUAUCUUUAGACACUGAGGAAUCUAUUCGUUUUAAAGCCUGUGCUGAUCCAGGUUUCACUUGUUGGAACUAAAAUUUGUUGCCAAGUAAAAAUAGCUACAAUUGUGUGGCUACUAUCACCAGGGAACAUUAGGAACCAUGUAGGCUUUAGUGUCACAGAUAGAUAGCUGUGUCUACGACAGGUGGAUUUCUGGUGAUUUUAUUCAAGCUGGAGUGAAUUAAAAGCAUAUCUCCUCACAGGUU
Messenger RNA from Morone saxatilis (striped sea-bass), 3547 nucleotides. RefSeq names its product WD repeat containing, antisense to TP53 (gene wrap53). Lineage: Eukaryota; Metazoa; Chordata; Actinopteri; Moronidae. The transcript has 11 exons. Gene Ontology annotation, biological process: Cajal body organization. The coding region runs from base 399 to 2075 and encodes 558 amino acids. The record is from RefSeq and is a predicted model, not a curated record. Gene Ontology annotation, molecular function: RNA binding; protein binding. Gene Ontology annotation, cellular component: Cajal body.